Colletotrichum truncatum is the source of this 282-nucleotide messenger RNA. Lineage: Eukaryota; Fungi; Ascomycota; Sordariomycetes; Glomerellales; Glomerellaceae. The record is from RefSeq and is a predicted model, not a curated record.
AUGCAUGUCAAGGCUGGCAGCAGGACCAAGGUGGGUGCGAUUCAGAACGUCAAGAGGUUUUCCUGGAACGGUGUGGUGGCUCCACGCAACGGGUCGGCCGCUGCGGCUGGACGUGCGCGCAAUGAGCGGGUAUGGAUAUCGAUAGUUCGCAGGGGCAGCCGGGGCACCGGGAUCCGUCAAGAGGAGCAGAAUCGAUCUCAGCGUCUAGCCCAGGGCAUCGCAAUAUCCUGCCGCCGCGUCGAAAUGGUUUCCAUCAACUCUUUCGGUCGCAUCAUGACCUAG